Molecule: messenger RNA, 317 nt
Organism: Ochotona curzoniae (black-lipped pika)
Lineage: Eukaryota; Metazoa; Chordata; Mammalia; Lagomorpha; Ochotonidae
Product: insulin growth factor-like family member 3
Exons: 2
Molecular function (GO): signaling receptor binding
Source: RefSeq, a predicted model, not a curated record
CUGCUGUGCUCCUUCUUGCAUCCCUUGCUUCAGCCUCGCAAGGAGUUCCAGGUGAGGACAGGUUCUGGCCUGUGGAUGUGCCAGCCGGCACCCAGGUGUGGGGACCAGGUCUACAACCCCCUGGAGCAGUGCUGUGAUGAUUACACCGUCCUGCCUCUAAACCGGACCCGCCGCUGUGGUCCCCGCUGCCGCUACUGGCCCUGCUUCGAACUCUGCUGUCCGGAGUCCUUUGGCCAUCCAAGAUUUGUUGUGAGGCUGAAAGUGCUGGGUGUCAAUUCCCAAUGCCACACCUCCCCCAUCUCUAGGAUCUGUGUCUG